Messenger RNA from Chrysochloris asiatica (Cape golden mole), 687 nucleotides. RefSeq lists its product as uncharacterized. Lineage: Eukaryota; Metazoa; Chordata; Mammalia; Afrosoricida; Chrysochloridae. The record is from RefSeq and is a predicted model, not a curated record. The transcript has 5 exons. Bases 1 to 687 code for a protein of 228 amino acids.
AUGAUCAUAUACCUGGACCUCAUCAACCAUGAAGAGAUGUUCUCCGACAUUUACCAGAUCCGCGAAAUCACGACGGGCUGUGCCCAGAAGUGGAGGAGCAGAAGGUCAGCAGGACAGAGGGUAACGUCCAUGACUCGCUCAUUGGUGGAAACGCCUCCGCUGAAGGCACCGAAGGACUCAGAGUCUCCAGCGGGGAUUGGAGAAGGAAAAGCAGAAAGAAGAGCUGGAACGCGUUCAGGGCCACCUGGCCAAUGCCCUGUAAAAGUUGCUAAUGAGAGCGAAAGAGGAAGUAACUCACUGAAGGCUCAUGACCCUGGAGGUGGUAGCCCGGGUUCUAACAACUUCAAGCAAGAUCCUAAUUCUGACUGUGAGCUGAAGAAGUGGGAGCUGCAGAAGGUAGAGCAGUCCUUGCUGUUUCCAGGGUCCCCACCUCUGCUAUUGGUUCUUUCUCUCAAUGCCCUAAAAUUGAGACAAAAACAAUCUAGCUCCAGAAAAUUUGGCGGCUCCGAGUGUCCUGCCCAGAAUCCUGAUUUGGAGGGUACUGAGAAAACUGACAAUGAUGGAUUGCCAAGUGAUGAUAAACUAGAGGAGUUGAAGACAGGGGAGUCAAGUGACCAGAACUUCAAUAGCAAAGUAGUGUCAAGGGGGCAGGAAUUCUUCAAUAGCAAUGGGAACUUCCUCUAUUGA